Molecule: messenger RNA, 1938 nt
Organism: Macaca mulatta (Rhesus monkey)
Lineage: Eukaryota; Metazoa; Chordata; Mammalia; Primates; Cercopithecidae
Source: RefSeq, a predicted model, not a curated record
CUUUACAUGUCUUACCAAAUUAAAAAGGCGAGAAAGGAAGGCUCCGCUCCAGAUUUCUCUCUCGCUCGGUGGGCCAGUUUCUGGCCUCUUGCGCUGACGUCAAGGGAGGAAUGCGGUGACGCAGCGCAGACCCUCUGUGACGACAGCAGCGAAGGCCGGGCUCGGGGUUCGAUUACGUCACUGGGCGCGCAUUACCCCGCCUCCACUGCCCAUGGCCGCGUCGGGGUUGGGUGGACGCGGGAGGCCGGGGCGGGGUUCGAUCCCAGCUCCCACCCGCUGGGGCGACAUCCUCCUCCACCCAAGCCGGCCAGACAGCGCGGCCGCCGCGCCCUCUGCCGCCUCCCCGUCCCCUCCAGCCGGAAAAGGUCACCGCUGCCUGGGUGAUCGCGGCUAUCUCUGCCCUGCAGGCGGUGCGGCCGCCCUGGGAAAGGUCUCUGCAAGGCGGGGGACUUCAUUAGCGGCUUCAACCGCGGUAGAUAAGCAAAGGUCAGCUCCCGGCCCAGCCCAGGGAGCUCGGUCCGCCCAGGAGAGCUCACCACAGUCCCCGCCACACACACACCUCCCACACAUACGCUCCUCCGUGCCUCAGUUUCCUCAAGUGACUGUCCGGGUGCUGCAGGACGAGAAGAGACAGAAACAGAGCCCGGACUAGGGAUGGAGACCUUCUCGCCUUUCUGUCGAUGAUGACAAUGAGCUGGGCCACGUCACCCUGUCCCUAGCGAAAGGUUAUCACUUCAUUGGGGACAUGAGAAAGGUCGGGUUGCUGAGGCCGUGCCUGUCUCCCCUCUGCUGGAGAAGAUAAGGGAGGCACUCAGCUUUCUUCAGGCAGAGUGUGGGGGAGCCACGAUGUAUAAAUGGGGGGCCAAGAGGCAGCGGAGACACUGGCCCACUCGCACGUCCAAGGCAUCUCUGUCCAGCAUGGCCAGGUACACGCUGCUGCUGCUCCUGGCGGCGUGGGUGCUGACGGGGGAGCUGUGGCCGGGGACUGAAGCCCGGGCAGCGCCUUACGGAGUGAAGCUUUGCGGGCGAGAAUUCAUCCGAGCAGUCAUCUUCACCUGCGGGGGAUCCCGGUGGAGACGAUCGGACAUCCUGGUCCACGAGACUAUGGGAGAUACCUUCCCGGAGGCAGAUGCUGAUGGAGACAGUCUGGCAGGCCAGCUGGAUGAGGCCAUGGGGUCCAGCAAGUGGCUGGCCCUGACCAAGUCACCCCAGGCCUUUUAUGGGGGGCGACCCAGCUGGCAAGGAACCCCCCAGACUCUUCGGGGCAGCCGAGAUGUCCUGGCUGGCCUUUCCAGCAGCUGCUGCAAAUGGGGGUGUAGCAAAAGUGAAAUCAGUAGCCUUUGCUAGUUCGAGGGCUAGGCAGCUGUGGGCACCAGUACCAAUGCCCCAGUCCUGCCAUCCACUUAACCAGUGUCUGGCUGGGCACCUGUCUUUCGAGCCUCACAUAUUCAUUCAUUCGUCUGCAAGUCACAGAGUCCAGGCACUGUGGGCUCAGGCACAGUCCCCUGACACCACCUAACCAACCCUGCCUUUUGACCAGCCUAUCAUGACCCUGUCCCCUGAGCAAGCUGUGCCCCUGCCUGGACAAGUGGGGACCCCUGAUCCUGACCUCUGACCUCUCCCCAACCCUAUCUAUGCGUUUGCCUGUGACUGCACUGCCACAACUGGGUCCCUAUUCUACCCAGACAGGCCACACAGUGACCCCUGCCCCCUGCCCAGUCCAAACUGUGGCCAGCUCAAAUUAAGCCUCUGUCUUAGUCCAGCCUUUGCACGCAAGCUUCCUUUUCCCUGCUUUCCAUCCCCUCUCCUCCAACUCCCCUGACAAAGUUCCAAGGCUGUGGACCCCAGAGAAGGUGGCAGGUGGCCCCCGUAGGAGAGCUCUGGGCACAUUAGAAUCUUCCCAAACUCCAAUAAUAAAAAUUCCAAGACUGGCAGACA